AUGGCUUCCCAGAGUCCAGAGCUACCGAGCCCGACAGUAUCGACAUCAAAGCAAGAGUCGAACCACCAACAUCCAAGCGUUGUGCAUCAGACAGCACAUUCUACCGGAGAGGCGAUGGCUGAGGAGAAUGUGGAGGGCGAGGAGCCUACAUUGACUGAUCAACCUCUCAACGAUGGGAACGAAAAACCGGAUGAUGGUGCCUGCAGCGAUUACACUACAGCUGAUCAGCAACGGACAGAAGACAUUACAUCAGACGAGAUAGAGACUACAUCAGAUAUUGUGAGACAAGCACGCCGAACAGCGGACUCGUUAGAUCGUGACUGGGAGACGAUAAUACGAGUUUGUAUUGAUUUGGCAGAAGCCCUAGCAGGGACUAUUGACGUCGAUCAAAUGAGGAAGAACAAAGAUGUUUUGAUAAACGAGAUGAGGGGCUUCACAAGAAGAAUUGAGUUCCUGCUCCAAUGUGUGGAAAUUCUUGACGCUUCUCGUGAAGAGCUUCUAGAAAAUGUUGAGAGAGGGUCAAAGUUCCUGCAGAGUUUGAGCGAAACAUCCGAAACGAGCCAAGCGGCGAGAUUCUCGAUGGUUAGGGAGUUGAUAGAGAAGAGGAAAAGCUGA
Messenger RNA from Mollisia scopiformis, 615 nucleotides. RefSeq lists its product as uncharacterized. Bases 1 to 615 code for a protein of 204 amino acids. The transcript has a single exon. The record is from RefSeq and is a predicted model, not a curated record. NCBI's taxonomy places the organism in Eukaryota, Fungi, Ascomycota, Leotiomycetes, Helotiales, Mollisiaceae.